Vidua chalybeata is the source of this 2322-nucleotide messenger RNA. RefSeq names its product SRSF protein kinase 3 (gene SRPK3). The transcript is spliced from 16 exons. Gene Ontology annotation, biological process: protein phosphorylation; spliceosomal complex assembly; regulation of mRNA processing. The coding region runs from base 285 to 2285 and encodes 666 amino acids. The record is from RefSeq and is a predicted model, not a curated record. Gene Ontology annotation, molecular function: ATP binding; protein kinase activity. NCBI's taxonomy places the organism in Eukaryota, Metazoa, Chordata, Aves, Passeriformes, Viduidae.
ACCCUUCGGGGAGCCCUGGGAAAGGAAGGAGGGGGGGGGGAAAUUUGCGUUUUUUGGGGGGUCCCGCCGCGAUUUUGGGGGCCUCGGGCCUGGUUCUGGGGCCUUCCGUGUUCACCGCGCGGUUGCCAUGGUGAUGCGUCGCGCCUGGAUGACGCGCGUGGUUGCGGCAGCCAAUCAGCGGUGAGGGGGCGGUGUCAUUUUGGGCGCGUCGGGAAGGGGGAACCGCAGCGCUGCCUGACCCAAGCGAUAUCGGCGGGGGCUUGAGGGCUGUCGGGGCUCUGCGGAUGCUGUCGCGAUACAGAAAAUACCGUGAUAAGCGCGGCGGGGCGCUUGGGUCUCGUUCUGUCGCGGCAAAGCGGCGCGGGGCCUCCCGGCGGCGUCGCGCUAGGCCGCGUUUCCAUGGCGAUACAGGGGCGUGGUCAUGGGCGUGGCCAGUUCCUCACGGCUGCUCCUCAUUGGUCGGUGGGCGGAGCUCGCAGGGUUUCUCCGCCCCUUUCCCCGGCCGCCAGGGGGCGCCACGCGCGGAGCGGGGGCGAGCGCGGGGAAUGGAGCUGCGCGGGGGGCCCGACCCCGCCAGGAGAAGGAAAAAGCGCAAAAAGGACAAAAAACCGAAAGCACCCCCAAGGACCCCCAGCCCCCCCGGCCAGGUGUCCCCAGACCCCCCCCCGGCGCUGCCAUCGCUGUCCGAGUCUCUGCUGGGCUCCGACGAGGGGGAGCAGGAGGACCCCCGCGAUUACUGCAAAGGGGGGUAUUACCCGGUCCGGAUCGGGGACCUUUUCCACGGGCGCUACCACGUGGUUCGCAAGCUGGGCUGGGGACAUUUCUCCACCGUCUGGCUCUGCUGGGACCUCCGGAGGAAACGUUUCGUGGCGCUGAAGGUGGUGAAAAGCGCCCCCCAAUACACGGAGACGGCCCUGGAUGAGAUCAAGCUGCUGAAAUGUGUGCGGGACUCAGACCCCAGCGACCCCAACCGUGAGAACAUCGUGCAGCUCAUCGACGACUUCAAGAUUUCGGGGGUCAACGGUGUCCAUGUCUGCAUGGUGCUGGAGGUGCUGGGGCACCAACUGCUGCGCUGGAUCAUCAAAUCCAACUACCAGGGGCUGCCCCUGCCCUGCGUCAAGAGCAUCGUCAGGCAGGUGCUGGAGGGGCUGGAUUACCUGCACACCAAGUGCAAGAUCAUCCACACGGACAUCAAGCCCGAGAACGUGCUGCUCUGCGUGCACGAGCCCUACCUGAGACACCUGGCGGCGCAGGCCGCGCGCUGGGCACGGGGGCACGGCCCCCCCCGCGGGGCAGUGAGCUCGGCACCCCAGGAGGAACCUGAGCGGCUGUCGCGGGCUCAGCGGCGCCGCCGGCGGCGGCGACAGCGGCGACAGCGGCAGCUCCUGGCGGAGCGGCUGCGGGACCUGGAGCGGCUGCGCGACACCGCGGGGACACCGGGGACAGGCAGCGACACCGAAGCCCCCCCGGACCCCCCGGAGGAAUGUGGGGGGAGCCCCCCGAGCGGGGCCUCGUCCUCGGGGGUGCACACGCUGCCGGCGGGGGGGGGCUCCAGCGAUGGAUUUUCGGGGGGCUCCUGCGCCUCCAGGGGGGGCCCGGGACCCCCCCGGCGCCCCCCAAGCCCCAGCUCGGCCUCGGACUCGCUGUUCACCCCCACCUCCGGCUCCCUCAUUUCGGGGGGCUCCGAGGGGCUCCCCAACCCCCUGGGUGAGGGGGGGCUGCCGGGGGGGCAGGAGAACCCCCUGGACCCCCGCGCUGCCCCCCGGCUGCGCAUCAAGAUCGCCGACCUGGGCAAUGGCUGCUGGGUGCACAAACACUUCACCGAGGACAUCCAGACCCGGCAGUACCGGGCGCUGGAGGUGCUGCUGGGGGCGGGGUACGGCCCCCCCGCCGACAUCUGGAGCACGGCCUGCAUGGACCCCCCUGUGCCCCCGCAGGCGUUCGAGCUGGCCACGGGCGAUUACCUGUUCGAGCCGCACUCGGGGGAGGAGUACAGCCGCGACGAGGACCACAUUGCCCACGUGAUCGAGCUGCUGGGGGAGAUCCCGCGGCACGUGGCCCUCGGGGGGCGCUACUCCCGCGAGUUCUUCAACCGGAGAGGUGAGCUGCGGCACAUCCGGCACCUGCGGCCGUGGGGGCUGCGGGCGGUGCUGCAGGAGAAGUACGAGUGGCCGCGGGGGCCGGCGGCCGCCUUCGCCCGCUUCCUGCGGCCCAUGCUGGCCUUCGAGCCCGCCCGGCGCGCCACGGCCCGGCAGUGCCUGCAGCACCCCUGGCUCCGCCCCUAGCCCCGCCCACCGCCUCAAUAAACCACGGGGUACCGCU